GAGUAACACAACUACUCUCUUUGCAGUUUUAAGGUGGCAGAAGCUUUACUUUUUGCUCUAUCAUUGGUAUGCUUCUGUUAGAAGAUAAAGUUGCUGAGAUUUACAGUGGUGUGAAAUAUUCAGAUAAGAAUGCUGGCAAGAACAAAUAGUAAAAAUAUGAAAAAGGAACCUACAGAUUUUCCUAAAAAAUGUCUGGAUGCAGCAGCUUCUGAAACAGACAUGAACACUUCAGUACAGGUUUUGGCAAAACCAAAGCUAAUAGAGCCAAUAGACUAUGAAAAUAUAAUUGUUCAGAAGAAAACUCAAAUAAUCAACGAUGGCUUGCGUGAGCUGCUACUUUUUCCAUAUGAUGAUUUUCAGACUGCAGUAUUGAAACGACAACACCAGUAUGUAUGUUCUACAAUUCCAGAGAAUGCAGAGAAAGAGGCUUAUAGCUUAUUUGUAACGGAGUGUAUUAAGACAUACAUCUCUGACUGGCAUGUUGUCAAUUUCAAAUAUGAAGAUUACUCAGGAGACUUUCGGCAGCUUCCAAACAAAGGGAACAGAUUAGAAAAGCUUCCAGUUCAUGUUUUUGAAGUUGAUGAAGAAGCAGAUAAGGACGAGGAUGCUGCAUCUCUAGGAUCUCAAAAGGGUGGACUUACAAAACAAGGAUGGUUAUAUAAAGGGAACAUGAAUAGUGCAAUCAGUGUUACUAUGAGGUCAUUCAAAAGAAGAUUUUUUCAUCUCCUUCAACUUGGUGAUGGAUCAUAUAAUCUUAAUUUCUACAAAGAUGAAAAAAUAUCAAAAGAACCAAAAGGCUCAAUUUUUUUGGAUUCCUGCAUGGGAGUUGUCCAAAACAAUAAAGUCCGGCGUUUUGCCUUUGAGCUCAAGAUGCAGGACAAGAGUAGCUAUCUUCUUGCGGCAGAUAGUGAAGCAGAAAUGGAAGAAUGGAUUACAACUCUAAACAAAAUUCUCCAAUUAAAUUUUGAAGCAGCAAUGCAAGAAAAGAGAUAUGAGGACUCACAUGACGAAGAUGAACAAAACAGGAUGGACAGCGCAUCUGGUUUAGAUACUUACCUUCCUGAAAUUGCAAAGAGUUGCAGAGAUUCUGAAUUCAAAUUCAAAAAUGAAAGCAGGGUUAAGCUCUUUGCACUGGACCCAGAUGCACAGAAACUAGACUUCUCUGGUAUUGAACCUGAAGUAAAGCCAUUUGAAGAGAAGUUUGGGAAGAAAAUCCUGGUGAAGUGUAAUGACUUAUCUUUCAAUCUACAAAGCUGUGUGGCUGAAAAUGAAGAGGGACCAACAACAAAUGUAGAGCCAUUUUUCAUCUCACUGUCACUAUUCGAUGUUAAGCAUAAUCGGAAGAUUUCAUCAGAUUUCCAUGUUGAUUUGAAUCAUAGCACAGUGAGACAUAUGCUAGCUAACACAUCACAGGAGUUGUUGAAUGGGAGUUGUGAUUGCUUACAUCCAAUUCAGGAUAUUAUUUCAGAUGUUAUACUACAAUAUCCCAAACAAGGAAUAUUCUCAGUAACGUGUCCACACCCAGAUAUAUUUCUAGUGGCCAGAAUAGAAAAAGUCCUACAAGGGAGCAUUACUCAUUGUGCUGAGCCAUAUAUGAAAAGUUCUGAUUCUUCUAAGGUUGCUCAAAAAGUUCUGAAAAAUGCAAAACAGGCUUGCCAACGACUAGGGCAGUACAGAAUGCCAUUUGCAUGGGCAGCCAGAACACUGUUUAAGGACAUGGCUGGAACACUGGACAAAAGUGCAAGAUUUUCUACACUUUACAAACAAGACAGUAACAAACUUUCAAAUGAAGACAUGCUUAAAUUGUUAGCUGAUUUCAGAAAGCCUGAAAAAAUGUCUAAGUUGCCAGUUAUUUUAGGAAAUCUAGACAUAACAAUUGAUAACGUUUCUCCAGACAUACCAAAUUUUGUUAAUUCAUCAUACAUUCCCAUGAAACAGUUUGAAAACAGUUCCAAGGCAGUAGUAACGUUUGAAGUAGAGGAAUUUGUUCCCUGCAUACCAAAACAUACUCAGCCUUUCACCAUCUACAACAAUCACCUUUAUGUUUAUCCAAAGCACUUGAAAUAUGACAGUCAGAAGUCAUUUGCAAAGGCAAGAAAUAUUGCAGUGGGCAUAGAAUUCAAAGAUUCUGAUGAUGAGGAUUCUCGGCCCCUCAAGUGCAUCUAUGGCAGACCAGGGGGUCCAAUAUUUACAAGACAAGCCUUUGCUUCAGUUCUGCAUCACCAUCAAAACCCAGAAUUUUAUGAUGAGGUAAAAAUAGAAUUGCCCACACAGCUGCAUGAAAAACACCAUUUAUUGUUUACCUUCUAUCAUGUUAGUUGUGACAGUUCAAGUAAAGGCACCACAAAGAAGAAGGACAUAAUUGAAACACAAGUUGGAUAUUCUUGGCUUCAGUUGUUAAAAGAUGGCAGAGUGGUGACAAGUGAACAACAUAUACCAGUAUCUGCUUAUCUUCCAAGUGGAUAUCUUAACAGUCAAGAGUCAGGCAUGAGCAAACAUUCUGGCCCUGAAAUUAAAUGGGUAGAUGGAGGCAAACCACUGCUGACAAUUUCAACUCACCUAGUUUCCACUGUAUAUACACAGGACCAGCAUUUAAACAAUUUCUUCCAUUACUGUCAAAAAACUAUGUCUGGUGCUCAAGCUUUAGGAGCUGACCUUGUGAAGUAUCUUAAGAGCCUUCACGCUAUGGAGGGACAUGUCAUGACAGCAUUUCUACCUACUAUUUUAAACCAAUUGUUUAGAGUUCUUACAAGAGCAACUCAGGAAGAUGUUGCAGUGAAUGUGACAAGGGUUAUUAUCCAUGUGGUUGCCCAGUGUCAUGAAGAAGGAUUGGAUAGCUAUUUGAGAUCCUAUGUCAAGUACGUUUUUAAAGGAGAAACUUAUAUUGCUUCAGAAUAUAAAACUGUACAUGAAGAACUUGCCAAAACCAUGACAACAAUCUUGAAGCCAUGUACUGACUUCCUCACAAGCAACAAGCUGCUUAAGUAUUCCUGGUUUUUCUUUGAAAUUUUGAUCAAAUCAAUGGCCCAGCACCUCCUGGAAAAUGCUAAAGUAAAGUUGCUAAGAAAUCAGCGAUUUCCAGCAUCAUUUCAUCAUGCUGUGGAAACUGUUGUCAAUAUGCUGAUGCCCCACAUUACUCAAAAAUAUAAGGAUAACCCAGAAGCGUCAAAGAAUGCAAACUAUAGUCUUGCUGUCUUCAUAAAACGAUGUUUCACCUUUAUGGACAGAGGAUUUAUAUUCAAGCAAAUUAACAACUAUAUUAGCUUCUUUGCUCCAGGAGAUCCAAAGGCUCUUUUUGAAUUCAAAUUUGAAUUUCUCCGAGCAGUAUGUAAUCAUGAACACUACAUUCCUUUAAAUCUUCCUAUGCCAUUUGGAACAGGCAGGAUUCAGAGAUAUCAAGAUCUUCAGCUAGACUACUCCUUAUCAGAUGACUUCUGCAAGCAUCACUUUUUGGUGGGACUGCUUCUCAGAGAGGUGGGAAAUGCACUGCAAGAAUUCAGAGAGAUACGACAAAUUGCAAUUGGAGUUUUGAAGAAUCUAAUGAUAAAACAUUCUUUUGAUGACAGAUACGCUUUAAAGAGUCAUCAAGCAAGGAUAGCGACCUUGUAUCUGCCAAUAUUUGGUCUACUGAUAGAAAACGUUCAUCGAAUUGAUGUCAAGGAUAUUUCACCCUUCCCUGUCAAUGCUCCUAGCAGUAAUGCAAAGGAUGAAUCACUUAAUUUACCAACUGCAAAUCCAUUGAUGACUCCACAAAAAUCUGUGAAUGCUCUUGACAGCAGUCUCCAGAAAGAUUUGUUUGGUGCUAUAUCAGGCAUUGCAUCCCCAUAUACUUGUUCCACUCCUAAUGUUAAUUAUGUGAGGAAUGCAGAUUCUAGAGGCUCUCUUAUAAGUACAGACUCUGGAAAUAGUCUCCCAGAAAAACAUGGUGAAAAGAACAAUUCACUAGACAAGAACCAGCAGGCUUGCAUUUCAGGAAGUUCAGUUGUUCGUUGUGAUAAACUUGAUCAAGCUGAGAUAAGGAGUUUACUGAUGUGCUUCCUUCAUGUUUUAAAAAGCAUGACAGACGAUGCUCUGUUUACAUAUUGGAACAAGGCCUCAACAUCAGAACUUAUGGAUUUUUUUACUCUUACGGAAGUAUGCUUGCAUCAAUUUCAGUACAUGGGGAAGCGAUACAUUGCUAGGAACCAGGAGGGGUUGGGACCCAUAGUUCAUGAUCGAAAAUCUCAGACAUUGCCUGUUUCCCGUAACAGAACAGGGAUGAUGCAUGCCAGAUUACAGCAGCUGAGCAGCCUGGAUAACUCUCUCUCAUUUAGCCACAGUUAUGGCCAUUCAGAAGCAGAUGUUCUUCACCAAUCCUUACUUGAAGCCAAUAUUGCCACUGAAGUGGGUCUUACGAUUCUGAAUACUUUAUCUUUGUUCACAGUGGCAUUUAAGAAUCAGUUGCUGAAGGAUGAUGGUCAUAAUCCUCUGAUGAAAAAAGUAUUUGAUGUAUACAUUUGCUUUCUACAAAAGAAUCAGUCAGAAACAGCUUUAAAAAAUGUUUUCAAUGCUUUAAGGACAUUAAUUUUUAAGUUCCCUUCUACAUUUUAUGAAGGGCGAGCUGAUAUGUGUUCUUCACUAUGCUGUGAAAUUUUAAAGUGCUGCAAUUCCAAACUAAGUUCAAUUCGAACUGAAGCGUCACAGCUCCUUUAUUUCUUAAUGAAGAAUAAUUUUGAUUAUACUAAAAAGAGAUCAUUUGUAAGGACACAUUUACAGGUUAUCAUUUCUGUGAGUCAGCUGAUUGCAGAUGUUGCUGGAAUUGGAGGAACAAGAUUUCAGCAGUCCCUUUCCAUUAUUAAUAACUGUGCAAACAGUGACAAAUAUAUUAAGCACACUACCUUUCCUUCUGAUGUAAAAGAUUUGACCAAACGCAUCCGUACAGUCCUAAUGGCUACUGCACAAAUGAAAGAACAUGAAAAUGAUCCAGAAAUGCUAGUGGAUCUUCAGUAUAGUCUGGCCAAGUCUUACGCUAGUACGCCUGAGCUCAGGAAAACCUGGUUGGAUAGCAUGGCAAAAAUUCAUGUUAAAAAUGGAGAUUUUUCAGAGGCAGCAAUAUGCUAUGUUCAUGUAGCAGCUUUGGUGGCUGAAUACCUUCUACGGAAAGGAAUGUUUAGACAAGGUUGUAGCAGCUUCAGAGUAAUCACUCCAAAUAUAGAAGAAGAGGCCUCAAUGAUGGAAGAUGUGGGAAUGCAAGGGGUUCACUUUAAUGAAGAAAUAUUGAUGGAAUUAUUAGAACAAUGUGCAGAUGGUCUUUGGAAGGCUGAACGUUAUGAACUGAUUGCUGAUAUAUUUAAACUUAUAAUUCCUGUUUAUGAAAAACGAAGAGAUUUUGAGAAGUUAGCUCAUCUCUAUGACACAUUGCACCGGGCAUAUAGCAAAGUUACCGAAGUUAUGCACACAGGAAAGAGAUUGUUGGGAACGUAUUUCAGAGUUGCCUUUUUCGGACAGGGAUUCUUUGAAGAUGAGGAUGGAAAAGAAUAUAUUUACAAAGAACCUAAGCUCACAUCUCUUUCAGAAAUUUCCCAGAGGCUACAAAAGCUCUACUCAGAUAAAUUUGGAUCUGAAAAUGUCAGGAUGAUCCAGGAUUCUGACAAAGUAAAUCCUAAGGAUUUGGACUCAAAAUAUGCUUAUAUUCAAGUUACACAUGUAGUUCCAUACUUUGAAGAAAAGGAAUUGCAGGAGAGAAAAACGGAGUUUGAAAGAAAUCACAACAUCCGGCGAUUUAUGUUUGAGAUGCCUUUUACUCAGCUGGGUAAAAGACGAGGUGGAGUGGAAGAGCAGUGUAAACGACGCAUCAUUCUUACAGUUAUAAAUUGUUUUCCAUAUGUAAAAAAACGGAUUCCCAUAAUGUAUCAACAAUACAAAGAUUUAAAUCCUAUUGAGGUAGCCAUUGAUGAAAUGAAUAAAAAAAAUGCAGAACUCCGGCAACUUUGUUCAUCAACUGAAGUUGAUAUGAUCAAACUUCAAUUAAAGCUGCAGGGUAGUGUUAGUGUCCAGGUUAAUGCUGGUCCAUUAGCAUAUGCAAGAGCUUUCUUGGAUGAUACAAGCACCAAACGAUAUCCAGACAAUAAAGUCAAAUCAUUGAAGGAAAUUUUCAGACAAUUUAUUGAAACUUGUGGGCAGGCUCUAGAAGUAAAUGAACGGCUUAUAAAAGAAGAUCAGAUAGAAUAUCAAGAAGAAAUGAAAGCUAACUAUAGAGAGAUGGCAAAAGAACUCUCUGAAAUUAUGCAUGAGCAAAUUACUGCUGUGGAAGAAAAGGCCAAUGCAAUGUCCAACUCACUACACAUUUUCAAUGCCAUUAGUGGGACAGCAACAAGCACAACAGUUCAUGGGAUACCCAGCUCUUCUUCAAUUGCAUAACUGUUUUAUACAUGAAAGUACCUUGACUUUGGAAAAAGAGGGUUUGGGGAUAGCUUGCUAACUCAGGAUAAAAUCAAAAAUUGUGAAAGAACUAUGCAGAUUCUAGUUAUUAUAUCAGUCAGGUAUAAGAAAAUAAGACAUCAAAAGUGCACAUAUUUUAUACUAUGCUUGCAAUAUUAUAUGUUCUGAGAAGUAUUUAGGAAAACUGAUUAUACGAGGAUUUCAUGAAGUGAAUGGCACAAUGUAGGCAGAUUUGGAACAUGUGUGUAGACACAAACUUAUGAGAGUGUUGCUGAAGUUAUGCACAUAUGACCUGAUUAAAGUAUUAACCACUAUGGACUAAAUAAGCACUAAACAGAGGUGUUAAAUGUAAGUAGAAGUAGCUUUUUAUAAUGUUAACUAACAGUUGUGCUCUAUUUUGUAACUUACUGGCAUUUUGGAGAGCUUAUAAGCUUAACAUGAAUCAAGCAUUUGCUUCCAAUCAAAGGUGAUUACAUGAUAUUAUCUUAAAUAAUAAAUGUAAAAGUUUGUUAAUACAGCUUAUAAGGUCUAUAUAAAUGUAUUGCAUUUUAAAUAUUUUUAAUAUUCAUACUCACUUUCACCCUUUUACAAUUGUGAUGGAUUCAUGUUCAUUCCAAGUAAAUGCUCUAUUUUCUUUUACAUUUUAUUUGUAUAUAUAUAAAGUGCAAUAUGAAGUUGUAUACACUUUCUGUAACAUUAUGCACUGUUUAAAAAAAACAUCUAAUUUUGCCAAAGUGAUGGAAUAUAAAAAUGGUGAUAACUACUGUGGAAAUGGUGAUGUAAUUUAAGGCUUUUGCUAUAUUGCUUGAAGACAUGAAUAAUUUUAUACUGGAGAAAAGAUAAAGGUUUUAAUUUUAUUUAACUGGAAUCACUGUUCUGCUGUAAUUAAACAUUAUGUAUAACAUCUAUAUUUUUUAAAAAAGUUAAUUUAUGUGCAAUUUAUUUGGAUCUUUUUAUUUUGCAAAAUGUAUCACUAAAAUCAAGUAUUACAUUAUUUUAAUAAAUGAUAUUUUCAUAUUCUUUUUUUGGACAUAUUUGGUUUAGGUUUUGUGCUGUUCUUAAGAUUUGCAAUAAAUGAUACUACUCAUAUGUGUA
Messenger RNA from Protobothrops mucrosquamatus (brown spotted pit viper), 7515 nucleotides. It is a transcript of the gene DOCK9, whose product is annotated as dedicator of cytokinesis 9. The transcript is spliced from 53 exons. Gene Ontology annotation, molecular function: guanyl-nucleotide exchange factor activity. Gene Ontology annotation, biological process: small GTPase-mediated signal transduction; positive regulation of GTPase activity. Bases 130 to 6399 code for a protein of 2089 amino acids. NCBI's taxonomy places the organism in Eukaryota, Metazoa, Chordata, Lepidosauria, Squamata, Viperidae. The record is from RefSeq and is a predicted model, not a curated record.